CUUUUCAUAUUAUUUGCAUAGCAGAAAAAAAAAAUGCUUUCUCAUAGACUAUUAUCUACUUUUAGACGCCAUCAUUUUAUUCAAGUAACAAAUAGAUUCAAGUCAGAAUUAAGUGCUAGUAAACUCAAGAUAAAAAAAGUGGAUACUCUUAAACCUUUAGUUGCUCAUAAUGAACUUGUUUUCGGAAAGACAUUUACGGAUCAUAUGAUAACUGCCAAUUGGGAUGAAAAAGAGGGUUGGGCUGCACCUGAGAUUCGUCCCUUAGAAAAUUUAAGUUUAGCUCCUAGCGCUGUUGUUUUUCAUUAUGCUUCUGAGUGCUUUGAAGGAAUGAAAGCAUAUAAGGAUAAAAAUGGUAAAAUUCGUCUUUUUAGACCUGAUAUGAAUAUGGCGCGUAUGAAUCGAUCUACUGCUCGUAUUGCACUUCCUCAAUUUGAUGGGGAUGAAUUGAUCAAAAUUAUUUCAGAAUAUUUAAAGUUGGACGAAAGAUGGAUUCCUAAUGAAAAAGGAUAUUCACUUUACCUACGUCCUACUAUGAUUGGAACUCAAGAAAUGCUAGGUGUAAACCCUCCGAGCAAAGCCAUGUUGUUCGUUAUUGGUUGUCCUGUAGGUCCUUAUUAUAAAACGGGCUUUAAUGCUGUUCGUCUCUUUGCUACGACUGAAUAUGUUCGUGCAUGGCCUCGUGGCACAGGUGAAGCUAAGAUUGGCGGAAACUAUGCUCCUGGUUUAUUACCUCAACGUCUAGCUUCUGAAAAGGGAUACCAACAAAACUUAUGGUUAUUCGGUGAACAACAUCAAUUAACAGAAGUUGGCACAAUGAAUUUAUUCAUCUUGAUGAAGAAUGACAAGGGUGAUCUUGAACUUGUAACACCUCCCUUAGAUGGUUCAAUCUUGCCUGGUGUCACGCGUGAUUCAAUUAUUGGUUUAGCUAAAGAAUGGAAUGAGUUUGAAGUAAAAGAGCGUACGAUGACAAUGCCAGAGUUACGUGAUUUAGCUAAAGCUGGACGCGUUGUUGAAAUGUUUGGUGCGGGUACCGCAUGUGUCGUUAGCCCUAUCAAGGAAAUCGGAUAUAUGGGUGAAGAUAUCAAGAUUCCUCUUGAUCCUAACAAUCCUUCAUCUCAAGCGGGUCCUUUUACUAAACGAUUUAAUGAUGCUAUUAGUGCCAUUCAAUAUGGUGAAGUUGACCAUCCUUGGUCAGUUGUCAUUAAUUAAAAAAAAAAUCAUCAUUUAUUUUAAAACAAAAAAAAAAAAUCUAUCAUCAACAUAUAAUAAAACGUCUCCUUUUUUGACAUAGAUUUAAUCUCCUUUUUAUACAACUUGACAGAUAAUAUAUAAAUAUACUAUAUUUAUUUACAAUAAAAGAGACUUCGUAUUAUUCAUUC
Molecule: messenger RNA, 1379 nt
Organism: Cokeromyces recurvatus
Lineage: Eukaryota; Fungi; Mucoromycota; Mucoromycetes; Mucorales; Mucoraceae
Product: aminotransferase
Exons: 6
Coding region: 34-1209 (391 amino acids)
Biological process (GO): L-valine biosynthetic process; L-leucine biosynthetic process
Cellular component (GO): mitochondrion
Molecular function (GO): branched-chain-amino-acid:2-oxoglutarate transaminase activity
Source: RefSeq, a predicted model, not a curated record